GCGGAGACCAACAAUCCAUCACCCUCUCGUCCAGCUUGAAGUCCGCUAGUCAAGGGUAGAAUUACAACUUGACGAAAGAAAGUCCUCCCAAUCGUGCUAGGACGCGCUGCCUAGCCAUGGUUUAUAAUGGCAUACAUAGGCCGUCUUCCCACGUGCUUGCGGUUGAAGCAUGAAUGCAACGAUGUUAGGACUUUCGACCGUGCUGUCUCAGGCACUUCUUUCCUUCGCCGGGCUUGCCUCAUUAGGGGUGGGAGCUGCUACCCCAUCGGAGCGUCAGUGUGAAAAUGCCCGCUACGAAAACAAACACAGGGCAUUCGUACUCACGGAUAUGUCCAAUGAGCCCGACGAUCAGAUGAGCUUGGUGAGGCUCUUGACGUACUCAAACGAAAUCGACAUUCGAGGCAUUGGCGUGGUUACAAGUGUAUGGAAAAACUCCUCAAUUGACGACGAGACAGUUCGGCUCGUCAUCCACGCCUAUGGCAAUGUGACCGAAUCUCUCGAUGCCAACUCGCCGAAAGCCGCACCCUAUCCCUCAGCAUCAGAGCUCCUCUCGAAGGUGCACGUUGGCCAUCCAGUUUACGGACUUGCCUCCCUGCAGCUCAAUACCAGCGACGCAGCCCUCGCCCUCGUCAAAGCCGGAGACGAAGCAUCGCCCACCGAUCCCCUCUACGUCCAAUGCUGGGGUGGCGCCGCCGUCCUCGCCGAAGCCCUCCACCUCGUCUCCUCAAUCCGCUCCGCAAACGCUACGUCCGCCUUUGUGUCCAAGCUCCGCGUCUACUCCAUCUCCGACCAAGACGACGCCGGCCCUUGGAUCCGUCAGCACUUCCCCGCUCUCUCCUACAUUGUCUCCCUCCAUUCCUUCAGCGAGUACGGCCGCGCAACCUGGAACGGCAUCUCAGGGGAACUCUUCCGCUUCUUCGACAUCGGCGGCCCCGACUCCUCCCUCGUCACCAACGACUGGCUGCAGUCCCACAUCCGGCUCGGCCCCCUCGGCGCACACUACCCGCGCUUCGACUUCAUCAUGGAGGGCGACACGCCAGCCUUCUUCCCGCUGAUUCGGAAUGGCCUGGGCGAUCCGGAACACCCCGAGUGGGGCAGCUGGGGCGGCCGGUGGAAGGCAUUGGAUGCGAGCGGGAAGGUGAAUGUGUUUACCGAUGCGACGGACUGGGUUGUUGGCGCGAAUGGGCAGACGUAUCUUACGAGCUAUGGCACCAUUUGGAGGUGGAGGAGGGAGUAUCAGUUCGACUUUGCGGCACGGAUGCAGUGGACGCUUGGAAAAGCCUAUGAAGAGACAAAUCAUGCGCCGGUGGCGAUUGUGAAUGGGUCCUGUGGACCCGAGGUGCUGCAAAUGGCGUACAAGAAGAACAAGACAGUUUUAUUGGAUGCAUCGGCGAGCUGGGAUCCGGAUGGUGAUGAGCUAAGAUGGAAGUGGUUUCACUAUUUGGAUGUGACGGAGAGGGUGGAGGGGAAGUCGCCGUUUCCGUCGAAGUUUGUCAGGGUUGAGGAACUGGGUGAAAAUGGGGGCGUGGUUGCGGUUACGCCGCUGUAUAACCAUACUAUACAUCUCAUCUUACAGCUAGAAGAUAAUCGUGACAUGGAACUCACUACGUACAGACGUAUUAUCUUGUACCCGACUGCAUGAUUCACGUUGUAGUCGCGUUCUGGUGGCUGAGAAGUUAUUAGUUGCACUGGAAGGACACAGUGUGCACCCUUUUUUGUUUUUAAUCCAGGACAACAGUUG
This is a messenger RNA of Paraphaeosphaeria sporulosa, 1741 nucleotides long. RefSeq names its product DUF1593-domain-containing protein. The transcript is spliced from 3 exons. Bases 182 to 1642 code for a protein of 486 amino acids. Gene Ontology annotation, molecular function: hydrolase activity, hydrolyzing N-glycosyl compounds. Lineage: Eukaryota; Fungi; Ascomycota; Dothideomycetes; Pleosporales; Didymosphaeriaceae. The record is from RefSeq and is a predicted model, not a curated record.